This is a messenger RNA of Saccostrea echinata, 780 nucleotides long. RefSeq lists its product as uncharacterized. The record is from RefSeq and is a predicted model, not a curated record. The transcript is spliced from 4 exons. The coding region runs from base 259 to 567 and encodes 102 amino acids. NCBI's taxonomy places the organism in Eukaryota, Metazoa, Mollusca, Bivalvia, Ostreida, Ostreidae.
UGGGUUUCUUUUAUACAACUAUUAUUGAAUGUGUAGCUGACUACAGGGACGUUAAUGAAAACAAAAAUCAAAAGAAUUAUUUCUUUUGGUACCUCAUGAAAUGGUUUAUUAAUGAUUAAUACGAUUAAUGUAAUCAAAUUUGGGCUGUUUAAUUAAACAGUUGUAUCAUAUUAGUGUCAAACCAUUUAGCUCGAUCGAUUCCUUGCUGUAGGACUACAGGACUGAGAAAUCUCACUGAAAACAUACUCAAAAAAAAUAAUGCCCUCCAUCGUCAUAGCUUUUCUGUGGACAGUAAUGUGUACCUGUUUUGUCCGUACUAUAACAGGGGAGGAGGACGUAAUAGCCAGUCCCGCCACUGAUCUCGCCUCUCAAAAUGCUCAGCUUCUUGAAGCCUGCUUAAACUUAUGUCAACAGGGUAUGUGUCCGAGUUCUUGUCCCCAGGCUUUCUUGGGACCCUGGUCAAAGAGGUCUCACCACAAAAGAAGGAUGUUUGGUCGGGGAGGAGGAUACGGCACGGGGUUUGACGAUUACGGCUGGUUUAUGCGGCUUUUGGGAAGGCUGAAUUGAAGAUAGUGAUAUAAAUAUCAUAAACACUUUCUAAAACAUUAAAACAUCGUGACAUUAUCGAGAUACUGAUCAGGAACAUAAUGGUCACUACCUUUUGUUUUCAGGAGAACUUAUUUUAAAUGCAAUAUCAUCUGACGAGACCAUUGCUUUAUUUAAUUAUACAGAUUUUUUUCAUUGUUGUUGCUUCUGUUAUAAACUCUGAACUUUUUAAAA